Molecule: messenger RNA, 1390 nt
Organism: Lagopus muta (rock ptarmigan)
Lineage: Eukaryota; Metazoa; Chordata; Aves; Galliformes; Phasianidae
Gene: ACER1
Product: alkaline ceramidase 1
Exons: 7
Coding region: 255-1046 (263 amino acids)
Biological process (GO): ceramide metabolic process
Cellular component (GO): membrane
Molecular function (GO): hydrolase activity, acting on carbon-nitrogen (but not peptide) bonds, in linear amides
Source: RefSeq, a predicted model, not a curated record
CCCUUCCAGCUCACGCUUCCCUGCCCUCCCUCUCUGCCCCUGCCCAUUUGGGAGCACAGAUAUAAACCCUCCAGCCAAUAUGUUUCCUAUGGGGGACAGUGAGCUUUGCCUGGAGGGUGCUCAUGGCUCUCACCUCAUCCCAAAGCUGUCCUUAAAGACGGAGCAAGGCAGUUCACUGCCUGCAACCACAGAAGCUCCAGAAGCUGGGCAAGUUGUUCUCCUGACAAUUCACCUCUCCCACAGGCAACCCAACGAUGCCGAGUAUAUUCUCCUACCAGAGCUCUGAAAUCGACUGGUGUGAAAACAACUUUGUGCGCUCGCCGAUCAUUGCAGAGUACUACAACACGGUCAGCAAUGUAUGCUUCUUCAUCCUUUCGGCUGCCCUGCUCCACCUGAACCGGCAGUACUGCCAGCAGCGCACCGUGCCCAUGUACUUCAUCUCUGGCCUUCUCCUCUGCGUAGGUAUCUUCUCCAUGUACUUCCACAUGACCCUGAGUUACGUGGGACAACUCUUGGAUGAGCUCUCCAUCCUCUGGACACUGGCUGUGGCAUAUUCGUUUUGGUACCCAAGGGCUCACUUCCCCAGGUGCAUCAAAAGCAGGAAGCAAUUCUACUGGUUGGGUGGUGUCACCACCGUGAUCACCACCUUGAUGUCCUUCAUCAAACCAUCCAUCAAUGCCUAUGCGCUCAACUGCAUCGCCUUCCACCUGCUGUACCUGACCUGGCGCGAGCUGAAAAAGUGCAAUGACCAACGUGUUCACCGGAUGGCCAAAGCUAUGGUGGUGUGGUGGGUGCUGGCCAUCACCAGCUGGUUAAGUGACAGAUGGCUUUGCUGGCUCUGCCAGGCGAUCAACUUCCCUUAUUUCCACAGCUUCUGGCACGUGCUGAUAGCUGUGUCCCUCCUCUACUGCUUCCCACUGGUCAUGUACUUUGACGUCACCUAUGAGAUGCCAACAUUCAAGCCAAAACUGGGAUAUUGGCCCAGUGACUCCUGGCCCAUUGUGGUGCCUUACAUUGCCUUGGAGGAGCCUCACAAGCAGUGCUAGAGCCAGCUGCAUCCUUCGGGCAUGGGGUGUGAUGCACACAUGUGCAUCUGCACGGGGAACACCUCAGCUGUGUGCCUGCUCCCUGGACAAGGGCGAUGUGGCUGGCGGAUGGGGCAGGGAGCAGCUGAGGCCCCGUGGUGCUGGGCGUGAAGGAGGGUGGGAGCCCACAGACUUAGGAGACUGCCCAGGCCAACGCUGGGGAGAUGAAGGUCUCCUCCUCCAGCUGAUGCUCACUGAGAAGGGGACAGUGCUACUUCUGUGUCCUCUGCAUUACUCAGGCUGUGGCACCUUUCGCUGACAAGGGCACAGCUGGAAAGACAGAAGCCAAGCUGGUGACAGAUGGG